Cottoperca gobio is the source of this 4953-nucleotide messenger RNA. RefSeq names its product transmembrane protein 132C. Bases 307 to 3984 code for a protein of 1225 amino acids. NCBI's taxonomy places the organism in Eukaryota, Metazoa, Chordata, Actinopteri, Perciformes, Bovichtidae. The record is from RefSeq and is a predicted model, not a curated record. The transcript has 10 exons.
GCGCCUGUUGCUGUCCUAGCGUGCCAGCUCGAGCCGUGUGCUCCCGUUGGAAAACAUCCCUCUCAUCAUUCAGAGGAACCAAAAGCACCAAAACUAUUCCGACAGAAGCUUUAUGUGGAUAAAGAAGUAAACCGCCAUUUUUUUAUUUUAUUUGAUCCUCUACAGUCAGAUUAAGUAAUUUUACCGGACAUCAGACAAUGUAGUCAUUUGACUCCAUCGCUUACUUUCAACCGACUGCAGAUAGUCACCAAAACUCACCUAUAGGUGCGCACCGGAGGGCGCAGCAGAACCUGCAAUUUUGCUGAAAUGAUGCUGAACUUUCCCCUCCGUUCAUUGUUCCCUGUGGUCGCAGUGGCUGUUCUUACAGCUGUUAAAGUUGUUGAGAGUCAGAAGGCUGCUGUGGACAUUGGGACGUCCUCCACCCCAUCUCCAGUUUAUCCCAGUGUAAACUUCCAGGUCCUCAAUGUGGACCAUGUGUUUCUGAGCCAGAACAGUCCAGAGCCGCCAAGGAACUCCAGCCAAAAGGCUCAGAGUCAGACUUUUCUCAUCACUGGUAAAGGCGCUGGGCUCCUCCAGCCAGCUGUCAACGUUUCAUACGGUCCCCUGACUGUGGAUGCCCCGAUCCCUCCAGACCUGCUCCUCAGUGGGCGCACGAUCCUGCCAGUCAUUUUAGUCCGCCAGGUUCGUUCAUCAUCCCCUGUUGUAAAGAUUCUCUUCCACAUGCCCACAGGUAGUGACAUCACUGUUGGUCAAGAAAGGAUGGGGUCUGAAGAGGAUAAUGGUAGUAAAAGCGCUGGAGCCAAGGCAAAGGAUGGAGCUUACUGUGUGACGGCUUAUGCCUUCUGGGAGACGAAAGAAGUUCGUGGGGCAUGCCUGGUGUCUCCAGGUAGAUUCUGUGUGGCUCAGCUGAAGCCAGAGCCUGUCUGGUUCAGUUCAGGCAGCCGAUCGGGCAGUUCUAGCAGGGAAGCAGGAAGAACCGAAGGAGUUAAGGGGCUUCCGGGGAACCUUGUGGAGGUCUACUUCCAGAGUCGGAGGGAUCAGACAGGCCAGUGUACACCACAGGAUAGCCUGCAACGUGUCGGAGUGGGAAGAGGAAGGGACUCUGGGGGAUCGGGGACACCGAUGAAGCGAAUAGGAAGUGUCAAUCUGCUCAGAACUCCACCAGGGAACCCCACCUUUUUUCGACUGAGGCUGGGAGGCGCUGUAGUGAUCCAGACCUCUUCCAAGCCCCUGAAGGCCACAGACGUCGCUACUUUCUAUGUCUUCCUGGCUAGCACAUCUACCCUGGAAAAUUUCAUUCUCAGGGCAGCAGUCAAAUCGGGUCUGUCAUUCAGUGCGGUGCGGCCCAGUGACUCAGCGCUGUGGGAGAUCGUAGUGGAGCCCGGCAGAGGAGCGACUCCCAACACUGUCUCCGUUUUCUGCCAGAGGAAGGUUGCCGUCACUGCAAAGAGGGGUCUACUGGAAGUUUUGCAACUGGACUUUGUGCCAAAAGAUGUUUCGGAGCAGGCUGAGAGUCAGACGAUCUCCUGGCGUCUGGAAUUGCCAGGGAACGUCAAGGACGUGGGCAUAAUGCGGAUCUACACUACUCAGAAAGACUAUGUUGGGCUGGCACCUCUGGUCAUGAACACUGAUAUCUUGAACACUGCAGUGCUGAUGGGUGUCACGGUGUCGGUACCUGUGAAAACUCUGGCAGUGGAGACCGAUGGCUCAGUCACUGAUGUGACCAACUACACCAGCUGUAGGUCUACAGAGGAGGAUUUACUCAAGGUGUCAGAGCGAUGUGAUUAUGUGUAUGUAAAUGGGAAGGAGACAAGAGGGAAGAGCAGGGUGAUGCUCAACUUUACUUACGGUUUCCUGAGUGCCCAGCUGGAGAUGAGUGUUUGGUUUCCCCGCCUGCCCUUGCUCAUCGACGUGGCUGACCCCGAGCUCAGCCAGAUCAAAGGCUGGAGAGUUCCUGUUACUACAGGCAACAGGAGAUCGACAUGGGACAGUGAGGAAGAGGAGGACAUGAGGAAGGGCAGAGGUUGCAUGCUGCAGUACCAGCACUCUGCACUCAGGGUGCUAACACCAUUCAUAGCCCAAGCUGACGAUGAGGUGCCACCUGACCCACUAACUGGGGCAGAGCCUGUGGAGUACUUCCAAGGUCCUGACUGGCAGGUGGAUGUGACCAAUCUUGUACGCUAUUUUCUAAAAGUGGCAGAUCCUGAUGUAGCCAGGGUGCAGGAUGGGGUGGUGCUGCAGGGACGGGCUGUUGGUACUACUACUGUACAGGUGCUGUCCCCUCUGACAUCAUCAGUCCUGGCUGAGAGGAGCAUCAGGGUGGUGGAUGAUAAAGUGAGUGUGACAGAGCUGGGGGUGCAGUUGGUUUCUGGACUCUCCCUGUCCCUGCAGCUCAGCCCAGGGAGCAGCAGGGCCAUCGUUGCCACGGCAACCAGGCGGGAGAUGAUCACGCAGCUCAAACAGGAAGCAGUGGUCAGCUGCUGGGUUAAAUUCAGCGAUGGCGCAGUCGCUCCACUGGGCUUGUUUGACCGCAGUAUCUACUCUCUGACCGUCUCUACCCCAGAUGAGGGCGUGGCCAGUUUACGUCGCACCCCGCAGGCCACAUUCUUAGUAGCACAAGGUGAAGGUGAAAGCCAAGAGGCGGUAGUGAAAGUGGAGCUGAGGAUUUGCGAAGAAUGCCAGAAGUCCAAGAGGAAGAGUAAGUUAGCUGUGGGCACGGGGCUCCUCAGGAUCAACAUCCAGAGUAGGGGCAGAGCCGUCGCAGGAAGAGGUGGUGGUGGUGGUGGUGGUGAUGAUAAGGUUGGCACUGACAGAAAUAAAGAUUUUGAUGGUGAUGCAUUAGAAUUGGUAGGUGAGCUUAAAACGACACGGCGCGCUAUCCCAGAUGUAGAUAACUGGUUGUUUAGAAGCACAGUACCUGACCAGCGAAAGUCCACCCCGGCAGAAACUACCACUUCAAGCACAUUUUCAAUGAGAUCUAUGCAGCCACGUGUCGUGAGGAUUAGAACCACAACCAGAGCUACAAGAGGAACAACAUCUACUGUCAUUCCCAUGACUGCCACUACAACUGUGAGCACACCGAGCUUAAAUACACCGCUGAGCACUGCCAGACCCAUAGAUACAACAUUGGGUUUAGUUAGUAAAGAAGAAGGGCAGAAGAGAAGCUAUGGCAAUAUGAUUGACAACCCCAAUUCACCCCCUGACAAAGAUACCCCGAAAGCAGAAGUGACACCCAAGAAGGAGCCUCCUCAAUCUCAAACUCCAAAAGUAAUUGAGAGCGACCUCAUUAGGACAUUCAGAGCCAUGUCGGACAUUGAAAUCGGCAUGUAUGCCUUGGUGGGGCUCUCCUGUGUAGCUAUCUUGGCUUUUUUGCUCCACUGUGCUUCGUAUAACCUCUGUUUCCGUAAUCACAAGACCCCCAUACAAACAGGCCCGGCACUCAUGGGGGACCCAAAGGAUCACAAGCACGACUGGGUGUGGCUGGGGAGCAGCAAUGAUAGCAAUCCCGUCCCAGGUAUGCCGGUUGAAGUGUCUACGCUAAAACGCGAUGCUCACCGCUCCAUAGAGUCCCGUCACUCCGUAGACUCCCUUGGCCACUGCGGCCUUGAGGUCACCCUGCCCACCGUGAGCGCCCCUGCUGUCCCUGAAAGAACUGCCACCCUAGGCCGCAGCAGGAACGUCUCCCAGCAGCAGCAGUUUCAGGGAAAGGCAAUCGACCCCAUGGCGAACCGUUCGGCCACUUUGCUGGCCAGGCCACAUCGCAGCGAACCGUUGCAUUCCCCCACUAGUAAGCGAAACCAGGUCCAGUUCACCACCUUCACCACGCUGGACAUUAAGCACUUGGCUGCACUGAAGAAGAAUGGUGUGGACUUAAACUGGGCUAACCAGCAGGCCCAGCAGCAACACCAGGCACCUGUCGAGCCCCAGACACCUUUACCUGACAUGCCGUGGCCUGUGGUCAAACCUCUAGGAGAGUCCCAGUGAGUUGGUUGGACUGUCUCUAUGUGUGUGUGUAUGAGUAUGAGUGAGUAAGAGAGAGAGAGAGAGAAAAUAUAAAGUGUACAUACACAGCAAGUUCUGAUGCAGAAUGUCUAAAAGACAAGAAGCUGGCUUUUGUUUUUGUUUUGAUAAAAGAUAAAUCACUUUAGAGGAUGUAUUUAUUGAGAUUAGAUAAAGGACAUUUUAUAUGAAACGAUCUGCUCAGUGAAAGCUUGUAAAUACGUUAUGUAAUGGUGUACCCAUGAAGAGCAACAUAAAAUAUACUGUGUUAAAAAAAAAGUAAGAGUCAAAGCAGGAUUUUAUCCUCAAAAUGCGAGAUUCUUGUAUUUGAAAAAGAUGUGCUCUGCAGAUCUGAUGUUGUAAAUAUAAAUAUAUCUAUACUAUUACUUAUUUCUACAUUUCUAACUCAAUACAAAAGCAUUUUCAUCUUGUACAAUGCUGUUGCCCCUGUAGAAACGGCUCCAGAUAUUGCUACUUGUCGGGGUAAAUACAAUACGAGAGGGAUUAUUUCUUGUAAGUAAUUCUGUUCUUUUCCAGCCUUUUGUUCUUUUUCUCUCGGAUUCCUCUGGGGAAUACCUGAAGAGUUUGUGCAAUUUGUCAGAGAAUAUUCAACAUUUAUCAAGUUAUUUUGAGCAAUCUGUCACUGCAGUCUUCACCGGAUAUUUAUUUAAAUCAAAUGCAUGCUAUGCAAAUAUAGUCUAGAGUUUAAAGUGGACAUUGUUUCUGAAUUUUCUUAACCUUGGGCUUAAGGCUUCUCCUGGGGCUUGCUUCUACAAUUUGUAAAAAUGUCUAAUGUUUGUCUCUUGACACAGACCAAUACAUAUGCAACUGGAAGAUGUUUCAUGUGUGAAUGACAAAUGAUGAUGCCUUUUCUAUGUAACGUCCUCUUAUUCUUUAACCAAAAUGUGAUGUGUGUUUCCUAUGAGAUCCUAUCAAUAAAGAACAAAUGGUUAU